UCACCAUCCUGCAAUCCACCAUAAAUAAACCCUAAAUUAACAUAGCGAUCAAUAAAUUUAUAGAAAAUUACCUUAUCACAACUUUUGACGACCAAAUUUUACGUAUAUUUGAAAAAAAUUCAGAUCUGUGGAUGAAAACGUUUCUCUACUUUUACCAUCAUAACAUGUUUCUCUAAAUUCAUAGAGAUAUAGUAUAAAUUUUCAUCAAAAUGGAUAUAAUUGUUCUUAAAAUUACGACUUAAUUUUUUCCUCUACUUUUACCAUCAUAACAUGUUUCUCUAAAUUUUUCAAUCUUGAAAUAAUAUUAUUUUUGAAUGUCCUUUGGUUUCUUUGAGAGAUCGUUCGAUAUUAAUGUUAAUAUAUUUGUGUCCCCUUAAUGUUUAUCAUAUAUUUGUGUUUCUUUCAGUGAUUGCAGUUGUUGGUUUUGAUGCUAAGAACAUUUGUCUGAGUUUUCAAUCAUCAAUAGAAGAAGAAGAAACCCUCAGCUUAUUUAGAAAAAGACAAUAAUCUGGAUUAAUGGAGAGUGAGUUAUUGCUAUUGUUUGAGACCGCCAAGAAGGCCGCUGAUGCAGUAGCAGCAUUAGAUGACGCUUCAGACGAGGGGGAAAAUUGUUGCCUUGAUGCCUUGAAGAAGCUUAAAGAUUUCCCUGUCAAUUAUCAGAUACUUGUUUCUACCCAGGUUGGAAAGCACAUGCGAUAUCUUGCAAAACAUCCUAGAAGGAGAAUUCGGAAUUUUGCUGCUGGUUUGAUUAAAACUUGGAAAAACAUUAUAAUUGAAGAAACAGCACAGAAGAAAGUUGAGCCUGUAAAUGUUGAUAGCUCAAAGGAAGCAAUUGUGGACAGUGUUAAAAAGAGCUCCCAGGGGAAACAUUUAAAAGUUGAAUUGGGUUCGCCUAGACCACAGAAGUUAGCCAAGACCGAAAGAGGUCCUGUUGAAAGACAGCUAGAAAAUGGCAAUUGUUCAGCAGACAAUGUCGAGGUGGAGAGGAGAGUUGAUCACCAGAAGCUAGCUGCUCAAGCUCCGCCAAAGUUGACUUCCAUGAUCAAGUGUGGUGAUUCAACUCGUGAUAGGAAUCGAGAGCUUCUUUUAGAAGCGUUAUCCAAAGUUGUUACAGAGGCAGAUGGAAGUAUUAAAGAAAAUGUGGCUGCUUGUGAUCCUGUACGCGUAGCUGUUUCAGUAGAGUCUGUUCUGUUCGAUAUGUGGGGUGGUUCGUUGGGUGCUCAGAAGUUUAAAUACCGAAGCAUUUUAUUUAACAUCAGGGAUACAAAAAACCCAGAUUUUCGUAGGAAAGUGCUUUUAGGAGACAUCAAACCCGAAAGAAUAAUCAACUUGACAGCUGAAGAAAUGGCUAGUGAUCAACGACAAUUAGAGAUCAAGCAGAUUCAAAAGAAGGCUCUUACUGAUUGUGAGCUUGGUGGUCCACCGAAGGCCUCAACUGAUCAGUUCAAAUGUGGUCGAUGUGGUCAGCGCAAGUGCACAUACUACCAGAUGCAAACUCGGAGUCCUGAUGAACCUAUGACGACAUUCGUAACUUGUGUAAACUGCAAUAAGCAUUGGAAGUUCUGUUGAUCUAAUUUCAAUGGAAAAAACAGGCUGUUCUUGGUAGAUUAUUUUUCAUUUUCUAGUCUUAUGGGUUUAGUUUUCAAUUAGAAUUCAAUAUUCUUUUGUUCUUUUUCCUGUAGGUCACUCAUAGUUUCAGAUCAGUUUAGAUUAAAUCUAUCUACACCAGCUUCAGAUUGUUGACCAAUAUUGGCAUAUUUGUUGUAAUGAGAACAAUUAAUAAAGGAAAUAUUUGUGAGA
Messenger RNA from Amaranthus tricolor (Joseph's coat), 1800 nucleotides. RefSeq names its product transcription elongation factor TFIIS-like. NCBI's taxonomy places the organism in Eukaryota, Viridiplantae, Streptophyta, Magnoliopsida, Caryophyllales, Amaranthaceae. The record is from RefSeq and is a predicted model, not a curated record. Gene Ontology annotation, biological process: transcription elongation by RNA polymerase II; DNA-templated transcription. Gene Ontology annotation, cellular component: nucleus. The transcript has 2 exons. Gene Ontology annotation, molecular function: zinc ion binding; nucleic acid binding. Bases 517 to 1569 code for a protein of 350 amino acids.